AUCCCACUGGUUUCGUUUGGAAGCCAAGCACCAAGCAAAAUUUGAUGAUGUUUUCAUGAGCUUUUGAUGUGGGUCGUGUAUUGUGUAUUAUAAAAACGUCAUAUUUAUAAGUAAAAACCAACGGUUACGCUAUAUUUCUUGUUAAUCAGUUCAUGGAAAUAAUCAUUUGGUGCUAUACAAUGUUAUUAUAGUAGGCUUUUGCUUAUUUGAAACAGUAUGCUUGUGGUGUGAAUUAAUUUACGGUACUUGAAAAUUCCUAGUUUCCCGGUCAGAUAUUUUACGGUUUCAAGUGAUGAUAAAUUAUUCAUCAUGGGAAAAUUCAAAAAAGAAAAUUCAAAAAAUGCAGCAAAAGAUGUACCCGUAAAUUUGGAAUUUAUUCCUGAAGAUCUAGACACAUUGUAUAGAUUGACUAAACUUUGUAAGAAUGCACCAUGUCGGCGGAAUUGCAAGUCGAGUCCUCGUUGCUUGUCGGGACUUGGAGAGGCGCAGUGGCUGAAAAAUAAAACUGAGUUGGAAACGUUUGAGGAUCCCAAGGACCAAGUGCGGACUCCUGGAGCUCAUGUUGGCUUGGAAAAUCUUGGAGCGACAUGCUAUGUUAAUAGUUUACUACAACUUUGGUUUCAUACACCUCAGUUUAGGAGAGCAAUUUUCGAUUGGGACCCUUUGGAAGAUGCCUGCGAACUGAGCAAUCCUUCAGUAGUGGACUACAGUCUCUACCACCCAAUCUCUCAGAUAGGUCAACUGCAGGUUCUGUUCUCCUUGAUGAGCUGUUCGAAGCGAUGCAACUUGAAUCCCACCGAGUUCAUUCAAUCGCUUGGAUUGGAUACAUCCACCCAACAAGAUGCUCAGGAAUUUUCGAAACUUUUUUUGAACCUUUUGGAAACAAAAUUGGAAAGUCAAUCGUUGCUUCAUGUAAAGAAUUUAGUCUCUGAUAACUACAAAGGAGAAUAUUCUUAUGUAACCAGAUGCUCCAAGUGUAAAACAAAAUCCAUCAAUCCAUCUCAGUUCUUCGAGUUGGAGCUGAAUGUGAAGGGCAAUAAGAACUUGGACGAGAGUCUGUCUGAGUUUUUGAAAGAAGAAAAACUGGAUGGAGCCAACUGCUACAGUUGCGCUGUCUGCAAUCAGAAGCAAGAAGCUGCCCGAUUCAUAGACAUCAAAAGAUUGCCUCCAAUCCUUAAUUUCCAGUUGAUGAGAUUCGUGUAUGACAGGCAAAAAGGAGACAAGAAAAAGUUGAACACUCCCAUCCAAUUCCCAGAGGUUCUGGACAUGAAGAAGUACGUGAAAGAUGUCGAAGAAGGCCAAAACAUGUAUCAACUGACUGCUGUAUUAGCUCACAGAGGUCUCAGUGCCAACUCUGGACAUUAUAUUGCCUACAUCCAGGAUAAUGAAUCAGGUGACUGGUACACUUUCAAUGAUGAAAGUGUUGAGAAAAAUACUGACGGAAAAAGACUGAAACUCAAAUUGGAUGAAGAUGACGAAUUUGGCAAAAAGAAUGGCACGAAUAGCAGAGUUCCAAAAGGGUUUCUGUCUUCAACCAAAGCAUACAUGUUGGUCUACAGGAGGGUCUCUGCGGAUAAUCAAAGUUCUGACAAGUCGCAAAAUAAAUUUGAAAUAAGCGCGCUCUCUGAUAGAUUGCAAGAAUAUAUAAUUCGACAUAACAAGGAGUUCGAUAACUGGAUUGAAGAAACUACUCGUUUGAGAGCUAGCUGUGUUGAAAGUGGACUCGAAUUCACAGAGCAGAUGAAGACGUUGUACAACUCACUGGCCAUUCCUGAGAACGCUGACUGGUCAGUGAUUGAUGCGAUAUCUACUAACUGGAUCACGCAUUGGCUCAAAUCGUGCGCUAAUAAGACUGAACCCAUCGAUAACAGCAAAUACGUCUGUUCCCACGGAUGUCUCAAUCCAGACCAAGUUACCAAUGUCAAAUAUGUACAUACACCGGCGGCAGAUGAGUUGUACAAGAAGUAUAGCGGUGGACCAAGAAUCAAAGGAGAGUCCAUUUGUUGCAAAGAGUGCACUAAUUCAAGGAAUAGACUAUUAUUUUUAAAAAAUAAGCUAACCGAUGAUGCCAAGGAGAUAAGUAAUCUUCUCAAGUCGAAAAUGGAAGACGGUGAUCCAGGCUUCUGGGUUGAUAAGGAAUGUUUAAAAAAUUGGAAAUCCCGAGUUGAAUUGGAGAGGAAUGAUGCCGAAGUCAACUCAAAUCGCGAAGUAGAUGACGAGAAGAAAGAAAGCGACUCAUCAACUCCGUCUCCUCAACAAGUAUCUGAUCCGGCCAGUGCCACCGAGAAGGAAUCCAAUUUUCAAAACUCAAAUUCUGAAAUUUGUUCACCAGUUAAAAAAGAAUCCCCGUCCAAAGUUAAAAAAUCGCCAAAACCUGUUGAGAAGCUCACGAAUAACGGCUUGAACAAAAGGUCUCUCACGUUAAGUGCAUUGCGCAAUUUCAGGAAGAGACAAAAAUGCGAACCAGAUAACAACGAUGUUAUAGAUGAAAAAGACGCAAAUGACGCAGAUGAACGCUCACUUACACAAGUAUCACUGAAACAAAGACUUGAACAAGUGACCAAUGGUGAUAUUUCCUGUGUUGAUCAGUCGACAAAAAAUCAUUCAGAAACUUUUACCACAAUUGAUGCAAUUCUAAGCCGUCUAAACAUUGCUCUAAACAAAAUCAAAACUGAAGACUCUGAUCUAUUAUGCGACGUGAAACGGGAUUGGAUACUACUAAACUCGGUUUACUCAAUCUUGAAGAAGAAUAUCACAAACUCUGAUCAAACUACGAUUUGUACCGAUGCUAACAAUCGCAAUAAUGAAGCCCCUGUUAAGUUAGACAAGUCUGUGCUCAAUUCUAGCCCUAAAACUUCUCCCAGAAAAAUUAGGAAUGUAGAAAUUGAUACAAGCUGUAACGUGAGUAAAGGCUGCUCUAGUCCUACAAAGGAUAGCGUAAGAAAUGUUGCUGGGAAUUUAAAUAGUGAGAACACACAUGCGGUACUUGACUUGACAGACCAGAAAGUGAAUGACAGUGAAAAAUUAGACGAAUGUAAGAAGAGUAGUAUAAAGAGUGAAGGUGACGGUGACGGUGAAGUCGGUGAAGAUGGCGAUAAUGAUGUUGAUGAUAAUGAUGGUGACGACGAUGAUUUACCCUUCAAUGAGCGACUUGUUUGCGGUCAUGGUAAUCUCAGUGCUGAUGAAUCAAUCCGUCGACUUGUUCCUGUUAAAGUUUGGGAAAUUUUAAUAAAAUACUUCCCAAACUGCAGGACAUUCGCUCAUGAUACUAUUCCUUGCCAAAAGUGUCAGAGUUUGGCGAAUGCAGAUGAAGCUGUGAAGGGUCGGCAAAGACAAGCAGCUCUUGCACAAAAGGAGCAGCUCAAAGACCUGUUCAUUGGACGCAGUAGACAGUUGGUGCCUGGCGUGUACUAUAUAGUGUCCAAAGACCAUUUUGUUGAACCCUGGAGAAUAUAUCUGAGGAAACCGGAUGAUGAAAAUGUAAUUAACAGCCUCAUGACUUCUAUGCUGUUGUGUCCACAUAAAAAGCUGUUGUAUCACCCAGAAAUUGAUAGUGAAAGGUUAUGCAUUUUGAAAGAGAAUGAGUGGGAUACUCUCAAAAACUUUUAUUCUCACGAUGCGACUAUUGAGUAUAGGCCAAACGGAGAUGGAAAAUUUGAAACAGAUCCUGAGAUCUGUUAUCCUUGUCUGUUGGAACGACAUGAAGAAGAGGAAAAAGCCAGGUUGAACUUCGAAUCAGCCAAUGUGUACGUUCAGAAGGUGAACUCCAUCAAUCUGCCUGCAGUAGCUGAGGAAGUGGAUGAGCCCAAGGGUAAAAAGAUGAAGCUUGAACCUGAAGCCCAGCUGCAGAUGAUCAUUCAGAAGUCGAAUUCUUUUGUGCGACGCAGCUCCAGACGUAAAAAAGUGAGAGGCGAAAAGGCCAUCCCAGUUUCGUCAAGCACUCUCAUCAGAGAUUUCAAAGUUGCUGUGAUGCAAUCAUUCAAAGUGGCUACCUUUGAUCAGCACUUGGUUACAGAAUGUGGCAAAGUGCUGAAAGACAACACAGCUACAUUCCGUCAAAUGGAAAUCUAUCCUGAAUCCACUAUUUUUCUCAAGGUGGAAGAGGAUAUUGGCGAAGACGCACAGGAGCCUUCAUUUAAUGGCGCUAAGCGUGAACCAGAAGCUGGCUUCAAAGGAACAAAACUCUUUUCGUGAAGAACUCUUCUCGCUUCAUAGCCGAAGAAAACUCUGGAUAGUAGGCCUAAUAAAAAGGCCAGGAAUAGCCGAAUAGUGGCUAGCCAUCAAAGGGAAAAGCAGGAGAACAACGUCGAAUUGAAGAUUGAGAGUAGUCUACACGAUCGACUCAUUUUGUAAAUUUAAAAUAACAUUCUAAAUAAUAGUCACUAUGUAUUUCACAUCUCUGAGAGACCUAAGUAGAUCUAUAAGUGUAAUUUUAAGAGUUGAUUUUCGUAUUUAUACUACUUGAUAAUGGAUUGUAAUACCAAUGAUAUUACAGAUUAUGGUAGAAUUGGGAUAUUGGUGGAAAACUGAAUUGUUUUGUAAUAAUUACCAACGGAAUGACCAAACGGAAUGAUUUGUUUCAGAUAUGUAUUAGGUGGUAAAACAUUGUAUUCUGGCUAUUUCCAUCGUAAUUACUCUGAAUUUCAGGUUAUUCUCCUGUUUAAAAGCUUAUGUGAUUCAAGUGACGAUUACGAGCCCUACUUGGUAGUUUUAAAUCAUACCUCGGAAGUAUCAUCUUUCAUUUUUAAUAUUUCAUUACAGAUUGCUAGCUUGAAAUCGUCAGUUUUUUGAGGGCCUACAACAUAAUUAUGCUUUUGAUUACAAAACCCAUAAAAGAAAAAGUAAUCAUCUCAAUUCGGAGCAGGUCAAGCAAGAUCACCUCUGAUAACACGAUUAAAAUAAUGCUUCCGAUAUAAAUAUAUAUAUAUAUGCGACAUCACUCGAGUCACAUAAUUUCAAGUCCGUCAAGAAAAUAUUGUUUUUUACUUUUGGCUUCUUAUAACUAUUUCAAAACAAUCCAUUAUUUCUACUGUGCCCUGUACAAUACUAGUAUAUCUAUUACUAUUAUUUGCCUGCCCUCCAUUUUAAUAAACAAGGACUUGAAUGAAUUUUCAUAUAUUAUUUAUUUUUCAUUUUUCCACAUUAAUAUUACUUUUUGCGGCUUGAAAUUAAUUUGAGGAAUGACCAAUAUAAAUGAACUGAUUGUUUUGUAAUUCUAAAUUGAAUCUUGUGUACAAAGUUCGCUCAUUCGUGUAAAAAAUUUGCUUUUGUAGUAUUUAAGCCUCUUAUCAAUUUAAUUAGCUAUUAUUUAUUUAACUAUUCUUGAUAAUUUGAAAAAUAUCUAUUACUUUUUAUCGGUAUGAGUUGAAAAAUUAUUCUUGUUACACAUAUUUUGAGCGUUUUGAUUCUAGUAAUUUCUAGCUCAUUUUAGUGAAUUGUUGUAUCCUUAUAACAAAUCAUUGUCUUACAAAUCAUCGCAUUCUCUUUUAAUUCAUUGUUAUCAAGGGACCACGGAUCAUGGAACUUCAUGAUAUCAAAACAGUAGCUUCAUUUCAAAACAUUACUAUAAAAACUAUACAAAUCUUGAUGAAAAUUGUAAAGUAUAUUACUUCUCCCAAGACCCUCUUGCAAAGCUACAUUAAUGAACUUUAAUAUAAUUUUGUUUAAUUAUUAUAGUUCGCCACUUUCCAAAUGCUAUUAACUUUGCUCUCUAGUCACAAUAUCCAUAAAGGAGAUAUCGAUCGUCAUUGUUCUUUGGUUUACCAUUUACGAUAUUCAUGUUGAAUGAAAAAUUCACAGAAUAAAUAUAAUUAUUGUAACCUUGAUAUUUUAAAGACAGUUAAAGAAACAUACAGCAAUGUACUAUUAAUCUUGCCUCUGUGAGUUGACUGCAAAUCCGGCAGUCCAGUCACAAAAACUACAAAAAGUGCCAAAGUAAGAUAAUUAAAUUGAUUCUUAAUUUAUAAGUGGAGUGAUGGGGAAAUUUUGUUAUUUACUUUUUUCAUUCUCCGCGAACCUCGUACUGAGCUGAGCUUCGCAGUGUAACAAUCUGUUUCACAAUUGAUCACAACUGUGAUGAAAAAUUAACAAUUGCUUGACUUUUAUCUAAAAUUGAAUAGAAAACUUGAAAUAAAAUUUAUUGGGGUACGUACAGUAUUGUUCAAUUUGGAUAACCUGAGUAAUGAUUCCUAUUUCAAAUAAUAUUAUCAGUCCAGUCAAAUGGUCAUUUUCCAGGAAACAGCCCCAAAAGAGUUUUCCUCGUUGGUUCAAUAUGUAUUUCGCGGCGCUGAAUUCGAAACUGAAAUUUGCUGACGCCAGACGACAACUUGAAAACCCACAAAUUCUGAACCUUUUUUCAUUUUAUUCUGUGUUUUUCGAGAAAACCCAUUCUCUUCAAAAUUGAAGAGAAUAGCAUUUCUAAUAAAUUAAGUGGUAGUUUUCCUCACUACAAAUCCUGGAAUUAAGUGCAUGUAAUGGCUGAUUCUCUUAGAACAUAACCCUUGUAUAACAAUAUGAUUCAAGCUAUUGAUUUGACAGGUUACGUAGACCUUCGAAAUUUAUUGCAAUGAAAAAUUUUUACUUUAGUUUUCUGUUUUUCGAGUUUUCCCUGUCCAUCCUAUACUAAAUUCCUGAAGAAUCUUGUUGAGAAUUAAUUGUAUUUUUAUAUGAAAUGCGUUUCUUCAUGAUUACUUUAUAAUAUUCCAAGUUGUAUGUCUUGUAUAGAGUGAUAGUAUUGAGUUUCCAGAAUUUUAAAAAUACCCGUUUUUUUUUUUUUGAAAAUCUGUAGCUCCAAAAUCAGGAAUCCUGCGCGACCACUCAAUUUAAAAAAAUCUAUUCUCUUUAAUUGUGUAGAGAAUGCUUUUUCUAGAAAAAAAUAAGAAAAUUUAAAAAAAGCUCCAAGAUGGGGGUUUUUAGGGGUGAAGCCGCCGUCUGACCUGUCAGCAAAUUUCAGUUUCGAAUUAAACGCCGCAAUGGGACCGACCAGUAAAAUUCUUUUGGGGACUGUUUCCUAAAAGAUGACCAUUUGAACUGGAAACUCUUCUAUACAGCUUUCUGCUCACUGAACAAUUCACAGUUUGUUCUUGCACAUUAUAUUUGGAUAUUCUGCCAAAAUAUAAGGAUUAUGUUUCAAAUUCAUGUCUAGAAGACUUGACUAAGUUUUCAAAGCUUGUAAGUGUAACUAUGAAUACUCUAAUAUUAUAUUUUCUACGAAGGAAAACAUACAACAAAUGGGGCCUUAAAAGGAUCUUAUCAAACAAUUUUCAAACUAUUCUAUAUUAAUGAAAUUUGUUGAAUGAGAUGUGAUAUUUUUGUAUAUUGUUUAUUUCCAUAACUGAAAAAACACAGUUUUUUGUCACAUCCACAUUUAUUAGACUUUCACACAGGGAUUCAGUUUCGUGUUGAAACCAAUUAAUGUUAAAAUCAAGAAGAUGUGGUGGUUUCAACACGAAACUGCAGUUCUGUGUAAAAGUCUAAUAAAUGUGGAUGUGACAGAAAUAAAACUGUGUUUUUUCAAUUAUUUAUUAUUAGUUAUUUAUUGUUAGUUUAAGCCCAUUGAAUCAUUAUUAUUUGUCUGUCUAACAAUGUAUAAUCGACAUGAAAUGUUUCAAUAUUUUUUCGAACUUUCUAUUUUUUUAACUUUGAAGUAUCACUCACUUUCAUUCAAAUUUAUUAUUUUUCUAUAAAAAUCGAGUGAGUUUAGAAAUUAGGUAAUUGUAUGUUGUUGAUUAUCAAGUUGUCAUCUGUUGAUUAGUAACUCUCAUGGAUCUAUGUUAAAGUUGGAUUUUAAAUGUUGAGUUGAAUAAAAACAAAUCAACCAUU
This is a messenger RNA of Nilaparvata lugens (brown planthopper), 7821 nucleotides long. Its product is annotated as ubiquitin carboxyl-terminal hydrolase 48. Lineage: Eukaryota; Metazoa; Arthropoda; Insecta; Hemiptera; Delphacidae. The record is from RefSeq and is a predicted model, not a curated record. The transcript is spliced from 20 exons. Gene Ontology annotation, cellular component: nucleus; cytosol. Gene Ontology annotation, biological process: protein deubiquitination. Bases 310 to 4194 code for a protein of 1294 amino acids. Gene Ontology annotation, molecular function: cysteine-type endopeptidase activity; cysteine-type deubiquitinase activity; protein binding.